UCUCAGUAAUCUGAGAUAGCAGGGUUUGGCGUCCAUAGCAACCGUGGCGACAGGACGCGCUCGAGCGAGAACCAAAAAACGAGAACAGGUACAAGGCCAAACCUUCUACAUUCACAGACACCUACCAAACCCCGAACAUGGAACACCAAAUUAGAACGCUGACUAGUGCCUGGUAAUGUAGAAAAUACCCAAGUUAAAACGGUAACAGAGUGACACAGCAACCGUUGAAGAUGCUCCACUUCAGGCACCCACAGAUGUCACGUGACGGGUGGGGAACGCCCACCGCCCUGGCCUAGCGCAGCUUCCUCCGCCCACCACGGAAGUGGGGCGGGGAUACUAACGCUGCGGACCCGGGUGGACGGAAGUGGCUGUUGGAGGCUUUAAAGUAGCUUUAAAUUCGUGCUGUCCUGGGAGUUCGCCCCUUUCGGCUGGAGUCGGGCUUUGCGGCGCCGGAUGGCUCUGGACGUGAAGUCUCGGGCAAAGCGUUAUGAGAAGCUGGACUUCCUUGGGGAGGGACAGUUUGCCACGGUUUACAAGGCCAGAGAUAAGAAUACCAACCAAAUUGUCGCCAUUAAGAAAAUCAAACUUGGACAUAGAUCAGAAGCUAAAGAUGGUAUAAAUAGAACAGCCUUAAGAGAGAUAAAAUUAUUACAGGAGCUCAGUCAUCCAAAUAUAAUUGGUCUCCUUGAUGCUUUUGGACAUAAAUCUAAUAUUAGCCUUGUCUUUGAUUUUAUGGAAACUGAUCUAGAGGUUAUAAUAAAGGAUAAUAGUCUUGUGCUGACACCAUCACACAUCAAAGCCUACAUGUUGAUGACUCUUCAAGGAUUAGAAUAUUUACAUCAACAUUGGAUCCUACAUAGGGAUCUGAAACCAAACAACUUGUUGCUAGAUGAAAAUGGAGUUCUAAAACUGGCAGAUUUUGGCCUGGCCAAAUCUUUUGGGAGCCCCAAUAGAGCUUAUACACAUCAGGUUGUAACCAGGUGGUAUCGGGCCCCUGAGUUACUAUUUGGAGCUAGGAUGUAUGGUGUGGGUGUGGACAUGUGGGCUGUUGGCUGUAUAUUAGCAGAGUUACUUCUAAGGGUUCCUUUUUUGCCAGGAGAUUCAGACCUCGAUCAGCUAACAAGAAUAUUUGAAACUUUGGGCACACCAACUGAGGAACAGUGGCCGGACAUGUGUAGUCUUCCAGAUUAUGUGACAUUUAAGAGUUUCCCUGGAAUCCCGUUGCAUCACAUCUUCAGUGCAGCAGGAGAUGACUUACUAGAUCUCAUACAAGGCUUAUUCUUAUUUAAUCCAUGUGCUCGAAUUACGGCCACACAGGCACUGAAAAUGAAGUAUUUCAGUAAUCGGCCAGGGCCAACACCUGGAUGUCAGCUGCCAAGACCAAACUGUCCAGUGGAAACCUUAAAGGAGCAAUCAAAUCCGACUUUGGCGAUGAAAAGGAAAAGAACAGAGGCCUUAGAACAAGGAGGAUUGCCCAAGAAACUAAUUUUUUAAAGAGAACACUGGACAACAUUUUACUACUGAAGGAAAUAGCCAAAAAAGGCAUAUAGUGGAAAAAUAGUAAACAUUAAGUAAAUGCUGUAGAAGUGAGUUUGUAAAUAUUCUACACAUGUAAAAUAUGUAAAACUAUGGGUUUUUUUAUUAAAUGUAUUUUAAAAUAAAAAUUCUGUUUUUUCUGAUUAGACUGCAAAAGUGAGAAAAGUCCAAUUCUCUUGAAAUGUAGAAUUGAAAAUGCAGUAGGGAAAACUUAAUAAAAAUUAUUACCAGUUUUUUG
Molecule: messenger RNA, 1774 nt
Organism: Piliocolobus tephrosceles (Ugandan red Colobus)
Lineage: Eukaryota; Metazoa; Chordata; Mammalia; Primates; Cercopithecidae
Gene: CDK7
Product: cyclin dependent kinase 7
Exons: 12
Coding region: 454-1494 (346 amino acids)
Biological process (GO): positive regulation of transcription by RNA polymerase II; protein phosphorylation
Cellular component (GO): cytoplasm; transcription factor TFIIH holo complex; nucleus
Molecular function (GO): ATP binding; RNA polymerase II CTD heptapeptide repeat kinase activity; cyclin-dependent protein serine/threonine kinase activity
Source: RefSeq, a predicted model, not a curated record